UUAAAAGCUAAGUUACGUUGUAAUGACAGCGGUGUGACUCUUGACACCCGUGUAAGUUCAGUAGUUGGACGUAUGUCGUGUUUUCCUCGCGUUACACUCGAAAGUGGCCGUGACGCGUCUGUCUGAGCUCGUGUUCUGACGGCUCCCCUUCCUCCCGGUGACGCAGGGAACAUGUCCGCCGGCUGUGUGCGGUUGUGCAGCGCCUCUUUCUCACGGAGCCGUCGCUAAGGCCUGUUCCUGCGGGUUAUUUCCAUCACGAGCCCCCCGUACAGAAAUGUCACUGGCGGAGUACGAGAGACACUUCGACUCGCUGAACUCGGACCUGAGCGGCGGGUCUGUGGUCAGCGAGCGAUCCGCCAGCCAGUUUAAUGGCGAGGAGGAGAAGCUGCACUACAUCCCCAUCCGGAUCCUCGGGAGAGGGGCUUUUGGAGAGGCCACUCUGUACCGUAGGACCGAGGACAACUCUCUGGUGGUAUGGAAGGAGGUGGAACUGAAGUCGCUCUCGGAGAAGGAGAGCAGAGAUGUCAUGAACGAAAUCAGCAUCCUCUCCAUCCUGGAGCACAACAACAUCAUCGCCUAUUUCAAUCACUUCCUGGAUAAGAACACUCUGCUCAUUGAGUUGGAGUACUGCAAUGGAGGAAAUCUGUAUGAUAAAAUCAACCAGCAGAAGGGGAAACUUUUCUCUGAAGAGGUGGUCAUAUGGUACCUGUACCAAAUUGCCUCAGCCGUUUGCCACAUUCACAAAGCUGGGGUAUUACACAGAGACAUCAAAACUCUGAACAUUUUCCUGACAAAGACUGACCUCAUCAAGCUCGGCGACUAUGGGCUCGCAAAGAAGCUCGACUCAGAGUUUUCAAUGGCAGAGACUUGUGUGGGAACUCCAUAUUACAUGUCUCCUGAAUUGUGCCAGGGAUCAAAGUACAACUUCAAAUCAGACAUCUGGGCAAUGGGUUGCGUAAUUUUUGAAGUCUUAACCCUUACAAGAACCUUUGAUGCAACGAACCCUCUGAACCUCUGUGUGAAAAUAGUCCAGGGCAACUGGACGAUGGACGUGAACUCGGAUGUUUAUUCGUCUGCAUUGAUCAAGAUGGUGUACGAGUGCCUCGAUCAAGAUCCUGCAGGGAGGCCUACGUCUGAGCAGAUUCUGGACCAGCCGUUCAUCUCUUGCUGUCGAAAGGAGAUGGAAGAGCGAGUAGCCCUGCUGAAUUCAGCGAUGAAGAAACCAAAGCUAAGUACAGUGACCGAAACCCCUGUUGCCGUGGUGACCACGCGUUCAAGGGAGGUGUACUUCUGGGGCGGAGGGAAGUUCACCCCCCAGAAAAUGGACACAUUUAAAGGAGGCAGCAGUGCCCAGCAUGUUUGUGCAGGAGAGAGUCACUUUGCAGUUGUGACAGUGGAAAAAGACUUGUAUACCUGGGCUAAUGUGCAAGGCGGAGGCAAGAUGGUGGGCCAACUGGGGCAUGGAGACCAGUCCUCAUAUCGACAGCCUAAGAGGGUGGAGAAGCUCCAGGGGAAUGCCAUCCGACAGGUGGCGUGUGGGGCUGACUUCACCGCCUGUGUCACCGAUGAGGACCAAUUGUACAUGUUUGGGUCAGACUAUUAUGGCUGCAUUGGAAUGGAGGGCGAGAUGGGAGUUGAGGUUCUGGAGCCGGUGCUUUUAGAGUUUUUUGAGGAGCGGCCUGUCCGUCAGGUUUCGUGUGGGGACAACCAUGUGGUGGUGCUGACUCAGAGCGGGGAAGUCUACUCGUGGGGCUGUGGAGAGUACGGGCGACUGGGUCUGGAAUGCGAGGAUGAUUUUGCUUCUCCUAUGCAAGUGGAGAUCCCCAAAGGUGCCGUCAUCUCUUCAGUGUCAUGUGGCAGCGAUGGAACCUUCUAUUUGACAGAAACUGGCAAAGUCCUGGCAUGUGGAAACAAUGAAUUCAACAAGCUGGGUCUGAACCAGGGAAUCUCCGGUCUGAAAAACCGACCCGGGGAGGGUUACCAAGGCACCCCAUACAUCACCACACUGACCUUGGUAAAACAGCUGUCUCGAUUCACCAUCCAGGUCAUUUCCCCAGGGAAGACCCAUACAGCUGCGAUUGAUGAACGUGGUCGUUUGAUGACCUUCGGUUGCAACAAGUAUGGACAGCUGGGUGUGAAGGACUUUAAGAAGCAUCAGGGGGUCCAAGUCCUUGUUGGGCCCUUUGGAGGGAAGACAGUGACUAAAGUGUCCUGUGGAGAUGGAUUCACCAUUACAGCCACUGAGGACAAUCAAAUCUUUGCCUGGGGAAACGCGGGAAACGGGCGACUUGGGAUGCCUGCUGAUAAGGGAUUCGGUUCAGAGGUGUGUCCUGCCAUGCCAAGGCCCAUCUUUGGUUCCCUCCAUCAUGUACCGGACCUCUCUUGUUGUGGCUGGCACACCAUUAUCAUAAUGGAGAAAGUGCUGAACUCCAAGACUAUUCGCUCCAACAGCAGUGGGCUAUCAGUUGGUAGUUGGCUGGCUCAGGAGGCGUCUACCUCCACAGUUGAUCUGGACAUAGAGCCUGGCGCAGAGACUGAGUGUCGCGACAGAGGUCUUGGAGGAACCCGGGAGGCAAAUACAGAGCGGCCCCUCUUUGAGAGCCCAAUGACGUCAAUGGCAAAUCAGACUGGGGACAGCUCCUGUCCAUUCUGGCUCAGAAAGGAGCUUGAGGAUGCAGAGUUCAUCCCGCUGCCGGAAGGUUCUGAGCUGUCCACUCCUGACCAGCUCUCUUCUGUCUCAGAAAGCGUCACUCUACCUUAUGAGGAGCUGAAGGAGCUGAAGGCUGCAGCAGCAGCUGUCAGCAGUAAGAAAGAACUCUCGACUAAGCGAAUGAGCUGUGAUAACAUCAAUGGAAUGGAGGAGACUCGUGUCUGCACGAAAGGAGAAUCGAUUGUAUGCUGCAGUGCCAGUAGGGAGGUCACACAGCUGCAUGAGACAGUCGCUUGUCAAGAGAUGAGGAUCCAGAUGCUGGAGAAGCAGGUCAAAGACCAGCAGAAGGAGAAUGAGAGGCUCUGGGCGGCAAUUCAUUCUUCAGCUCUCCGGGAAGCGGGACGGUCCAAUAAUGGAAACCCCCACUCUGAUCGUGUGCCUGGGGAUGUAGGUGGAAGGGCAGGCGGAUUCACAAACCACGGGAGCAGAUCUGCAGGGGCCAGCGUGUGAACCGCCACUUGCAGGUUUCUAUAUUAUGGGAGAAGUGUCACAACUCACAGCACAUACUGAGUAAACAAGCUGGUUGGUUGCAAAGUGCAGGCUCGGUCAGAGGUGCAGCACAAGAUGCAUCCUCGUGCCCACUCACAAGGGUUACAUUACAGUAUACAUGUUUGGCAGAAUGCUUACAGUUGCAUGGUUACAUUUUACUGUAAUACUGUAUAAUACGUGCACACUUGUGUUCACAUGGGUGCAGUGAUCUAGCUCAGUUUCUCCACACACUGAAAUGUUGGCUGGACUCAACAUGAAUCGUUGGACCUUGACACACUGGAGAGAUAUACUGAUCAAAGUGUUACUCUGCAAUGUGAAGGUAAAUGUAUCGGUGGUGUUAGUGUUGAUUUGUAGGGAUGUCAGCACCAAGGCUUCAGUCCUUUUGCGCCUUAGAUAUUCGUAUUUAUCGCAUAACGGGCAAAACUAGCUCAUGCAAAUAGUAAAUAAUUUGCUCAUACAUCCAAGGUUAAGAUGUCCUCUUCUCUUUCAGCUGUUCAGCUUGGCAGCCAGUAUGUUGUCCACACAACAAUGGUCUUCUAAUGUGAAAACACAGCUUUCUUAAAUAUCACUUUUAACAUCAUUUGAAAUCGCCAAAAACUAUGAGAAAGUAUUAGAUUCACUUAAAGGGGGGGGGGAAAUCUGAGAUUACGAGAACAAAGUCAUAAUAUACAAGAAUAAAGUUGUAACAUCUGAAUAAUACGAUAAUUUUACAGGAAUAAAGUUGUAAUUUAUUGAGAAAAAAACAGGGAAGAAGUCUUACAAAUAGAUAAAUCUUUUGGCUCAUCAGUACCACAUUAUAUUAAGUAUCAAGACUACUGUGCAAGUAGCUAAGUAGUCUUAGUCGAUUCUUAAUAAAAGGACAAAUUGCCUCUAUAAUAUUUUUGGUAAUGGUCGACUGAAAGGCUGUUAAGAUUGUUUUACAUGUACUUGCUUUUCAAAGGGGUUUCUUAGUUUCACAACAGCAGCUUAUCAAGAUGUUGGAACUCCAGCAAGCAUUAUUUUUAUUAUUCUUGUUGAGUUUUGAAAAUGUUCUUCUCAACGACUUUAAACUCGUAAUCUCAGAAUGUUAUUUUUCUUCAAUAUGGCCCUAAUGCCCCGUCAUAAAAAACGACAUAAAGCUUCUAAGACUGUCCUAAUUAUCCGGCAUGUUAGCUAUUGCCUGUAUCUCAUGCAAAUAUAUCAUUUUAGAAUUUUGCACGUUUUAUUGUCUUAUAAAAGAGCAUUUGUGUGAAACACGAAACUACUGAUACAUUUUUUACAAGUAGGUUACUCCUUUUUGCCGUCUGUGACUCUUGAAUUCUCAAAGGUGCAGCACGUGUGGGUUUAUCUUCGUCAUACAUGAACACUUGAACACUUGGAAUGUGGACAACAUGGUUUUUAAAGCUUUUACUAUACAGCUGACCUUGCAGCUCUUUUCUUGUUGUUGUUUUUUUUUAAUUGUACUUUUUUAACCGUGUAAUCCGUCUUUGGUACUUUCUGAAAUGUGUAGGAUGGAAAAAACAACCUGGAAGCAAAUGUUUUUGCUUUUAUUUGCUAGAGAUGUGUUGGUUUUGUUCAUUGUGUGCAAUUAUGUGUAAAAACCCUUUUCAUCAUAAUGAAGCUUACAAGCUGAUGUCAGCGGUAUAACACUGGCAGUAAAAUGCUAUGUUAAAUAUAGAGUGUGCCUUACAAGCCAUUGAAACCAAAGUUAGAGCAGAAGUAUGACAGUGUUGGUUCUUAUGUGAUUUUGUUUUUUUAAUACAAUGUGACCGCAUGUAUUAUGUGGUUUACCUUUUAUUUGGUUUAUAUUGUGGAGAUGCAACAGAUGUAUAAGCAAACACUCCUCCGCUCACUCCUAUUGUUGCUUCCUGCUUUGUGUUAAAGCAAUAAAUAAAAUUUAUCAGCGGUC
Molecule: messenger RNA, 5087 nt
Organism: Platichthys flesus (European flounder)
Lineage: Eukaryota; Metazoa; Chordata; Actinopteri; Pleuronectiformes; Pleuronectidae
Gene: nek9
Product: serine/threonine-protein kinase Nek9
Exons: 23
Coding region: 275-3160 (961 amino acids)
Biological process (GO): protein phosphorylation
Cellular component (GO): centrosome
Molecular function (GO): protein kinase activity; ATP binding; protein kinase binding
Source: RefSeq, a predicted model, not a curated record